GCAACAAACAACACAAACUAAAGAAACAUAGCACUGACUAUUCCUACGAUUCACGACAUUCAUAUACCGAGCUCUACGUUGUCUAUCUCUUUGCUUCCUUCUCAACCCAACUCUUUCUCUCUUUCUCGCUAUGUUUCUGUUAUCCUCGGUUAUUCCAAUGGACAUUGCAAAGUCGAAGGCUUCAAACACAAGCGACUCUUACUUACCUCCCAAGAAACGGAUGAGACUCAGCGAACCACCCACCGAAACUACACUAGUUUCCGCUGCUAUAAAGAAGGGUUCGUUUUCAGACAACAUAAAAUAUAAAGGAGUGGUUCAGCAACCGAACAGUCGUUGGGGAGCUCAGAUUUACGUAGACCACAAACGGAUAUGGCUCGGUACUUUCAGUUCGGCUGCGGAAGCCGCCAUGGCUUUCGAUAGCGCUAGCAUCAAGCUUCGAAGCUUUGACACUAUCUCGGAAAGAAACUUCCCAUGGUCUGAUUUAACGGUCCAAGAACCGGUGUUUCAAAAUGGCUACACAAGAGAAGCUGUCUUGAACAUGAUCAAAGACGGUUCUUACCAACGCGAGUUCAUUGAUUUUCUCAAAAACCGGUCUCAGGUUGUCGUGGGAUUAAAACAGAACCGAAGAGAUGAAGAACCCAGCAAGUGCUUCUCAUCCAGGCAACUUUUUCAGAAGGAACUGACAGCGAGCGAUGUAGGGAAACUAAACAGGCUUGUGAUACCGAAGAAGUAUGCGGUGAAGUAUUUACCUUUCAUAAGCGAAAGAGAAGAGGGUGAAAUAGUAGAAGAUGUCGAGGUGGUGUUUUAUGACAGAGAGAUGAGACGAUGGACGUUUACGUAUUGUUACUGGACAAGUAGCAAGAGCUUUGUCUUCACCAGAGGAUGGAUCGGUUUCGUCAGGGAGAAGAGCAUCAAGGAGAAAGAUGUGAUCACGCUUUACACAUGUGAUGUUCCGACAUUAGAAGGUCAAAGCAAAAAGUUCUCGAUGAUCGAUAUCCAUCGCUUUUCAGACAACGACUCCGUGGCAACUGAUGAGGAAGUAAACAAGACAGUUCAUGAUAUUUCUGAUGAUGUAAUGAAACCAGAGAAGUUCUUUAACUCGAAGUUUGGAGAAGAAGAGAACAGAGGAGGGUUUAUGUUGUUUGGUGUAAGGAUCCAAUAGUUUAAAGAAUAUAUAUGCGUAGCAUGUCAUCGAAAAUAAUAAAUAAAAAAAUUAGAAACAAAACACACUUAUAACGGUAUUGUGUAAACUUAGUUUUCAAACAAUUAAAGGCUUAGUCUAUCUCCUCUCUUAUCUCUUCUCUCUCACUUCCACAAACAAAAUAGUAAAAAUCUGUUAAAAGAUACUUUUAUGGUACGCUGUAUCCAUAAAACAAUUAUAUUUCUGACAUGGUCAAGGAUCAUAACCAUGUAGUAAAUGAUCAUCAAUCAAAAUAUCACUGUCUCAUGUACCACUCUGUUGUAAAUAAAUUAAUAAACAAAUGCUAGUCACAAGGCAAUGCAUACUAAACCAACCUGAGAGAUGGAUGAUCAGUAAGAAGCAGAGCGUAAUUGGUCCCGAGUGCGAUGGAGAAAAUGUGUCACCCACUCACCCUCCAAGACUCACCUUCACAGCUCUCAGGCAUUCCGUAUUUGUGUAGGUGUAACUCAAUUAAAUAGAUUAACAAAAUUGGUGUCAACUAUAAAAUUUGAGAAUACACAUGAAACAGAGGAACUAACAAAGAUUUAAAAUGUUCCUUCUAACUAUAUAGUUAAGAAAUUAGUUGAGCAAGAGAGCAAGGAUAUAAAAAAAACCGAACCGAACCAAGCCGAAUUGAAUCACCAAACCCAAAUCAAACUAAACAUCCCAACUAUUUGGUUAUAGUUUAUAUUAACCCAAAUGGUUUGUGGUUUGUUUGGUUCGGUUUUAAACCAAACCAAACUGAAAACCAAAAUGUUUAUUUAAAUAGUUAACUAAAUAUAUUAAUAUUGUUAAAUAUAUAAUUUAAAAUUGUUAACCAUUUAACCUAAAUAACUAAGCUAAUUUUAUACAUUUUAAUUUUAAAUGAAUACAAGA
Brassica napus (rape) is the source of this 2056-nucleotide messenger RNA. Its product is annotated as AP2/ERF and B3 domain-containing transcription factor At1g51120. Lineage: Eukaryota; Viridiplantae; Streptophyta; Magnoliopsida; Brassicales; Brassicaceae. The record is from RefSeq and is a predicted model, not a curated record. Gene Ontology annotation, biological process: regulation of DNA-templated transcription. Gene Ontology annotation, molecular function: DNA-binding transcription factor activity; DNA binding. Bases 131 to 1162 code for a protein of 343 amino acids. The transcript has a single exon.